Molecule: messenger RNA, 1517 nt
Organism: Odocoileus virginianus texanus
Lineage: Eukaryota; Metazoa; Chordata; Mammalia; Artiodactyla; Cervidae
Source: RefSeq, a predicted model, not a curated record
GAGAGAUGGGGCUCUGCAAAUUUAAAUGGACCCGCCAAUUUUACCUGCUUUUUAGAUGGACCCACCAAUCUACCUGCUUCACAACCUUGGGCAACUCAUAACCACUCAGACUGUGAACCAUUCCCUGGGAUAUCAAAAGACACACAGUUUAAUAAGCAUCUAUGGCACCUUCUCUGUGAGUCAGGCACUGUAUCAGGUUGGUGCUGGGCCUAUGGAAAUCCCUACAAAUCCCUACUCUCAGGAAGCACAUGAUCUCAUGGAAGACAGACACUGUGCAACAUGUUAAAGUUCUGGACAAAGCACCAGGGAGGAGGAGGCAAGAAAUGCUGCUCAAAGAAGAGGUGAUGAGUAGGUAUUCUACCCAGUGGACAGAGGGGGGAAAAAAAAAAAUCAAAUUAAGCAAAGGCAAGGAGGAAGGAAAAGGCACUGAUGUAGUCACAGAACAGGUCAUAAGGUAAGGUACAGGGUGCAGGAGAGACAAGGAGCGACUAUGACACUAGCCUGGGACACACGUGCCAAAACCCCUGUUGUCCAUGACAGUGACAAUCGAUGUGCAAGCAAGGCCCAGGCCCAAGCAGGUUCACAGGUCAUCACACUUUACGUGGGGCCUCAAAGACAAGCGCUCCAAGUAACAUCGCCAUCGGGCAUCUAGUCUGGGCCCAGUUCCCCAGCAUUCCAAAGAGACGAGCUUGAGGGUCCUGGGUGGAGAAUAAGUCCAGCCUUUCAUGUCACAUAUUGGGAAACUGAAGCCCCCAGGGGCUAGGUGACUUGCCCCAAACCCUGAGGUUAUACAGUCGCUUGUGACAGACAAGGGCCACAGAGCGCCCUCUUUGGCUCCCAAGAAGCACCGAGACAAUGAGACAAAGGGGUGGUCGAUGUUGUACGGCCGGCGGAUAAGGAGCCCUUUUCUUCCGGUUUUCAACUGAGGCUCCGCCCCCGUCUUCCCUCGCGUUGCGGAGAGACUUGCUCUAGGUUGCCUGUCCCCGGAAGUGACGAUAAAGGCCCUCCCCCUCAGGAAGUGACAACAGAAGUGCCCUUGACCGAUGGCUCAGCGACUUCUUCUGAGGAGGUUCCUGACCUCCAUAAUCUCCGGGAAGCCCUCUCAGAGUUGGUGGGCACCCCUUGCCUCCAGGGCCCUGCAGACCCCACAGUACAGUCCUAGUUACCUGGCAGGAACACCCAGCCAAGCCCGGUCUAUAUACACCACCAGAGUCUGUUCAACAACCUUUAACAUCCAGGAUGGACCUGACUUUCAAGACCGAGUUGUCAAUAGUGAGACACCAGUGGUUGUGGAUUUCCAUGCACAGUGGUGUGGUCCCUGCAAGAUCCUGGGGCCCAGGUUAGAGAAGGUGGUGGCCAAGCAGCAUGGAAAGGUGGUGAUGGCCAAAGUGGAUAUCGAUGACCACACAGACCUCGCCCUAGAGUAUGAGGUGUCAGCUGUACCCACCGUACUGGCCAUGAAGAAUGGGGACGUGGUGGACAAGUUUGUGGGGAUCAAGGAUGAAGACCAGCUGGAG